Messenger RNA from Rotaria sp. Silwood2, 2121 nucleotides. NCBI's taxonomy places the organism in Eukaryota, Metazoa, Rotifera, Eurotatoria, Philodinida, Philodinidae. The record is from the annotation of a GenBank genome assembly.
AUGAGUCUUUGGUGUGAUAAAUAUCGUCCAAAAACAUUCGAUGAACUUGAUUAUCAAUUAGAACAAGCAAAUUUAUUACAAACAAUUGUUGCUAGUGGUGAUUUUCCACAUUUUUUAAUAUUUGGUCCAAGUGGUUCUGGUAAAAAAACUCGUAUAACAUGUUUACUUCAUGCAUUAUAUGGUGAUGGUGUUCAAUCAUUACGUAUUGAAAAUCAUGAAUAUGAAACACCAUCAAAAAAGAAAAUUGAAAUAACAACAAUUGGUAGUAAUUUUCAUAUACAAGUCAAUCCAAGUGAUGUGGGAAUUUAUGAUCGUGUUGUUAUUCAAGAAUUAAUUAAAACAAUUGCACAAACUAAACAAUUUAAUAGUACAGAACAACGCUCAUUUAAAGUUAUUGUUAUUGUUGAAGUCGAUAAACUAACACGUGAUGCUCAACAUGGUCUUCGUCGUACAAUGGAAAAAUAUGUUAGUUCAUGUCGACUUGUUCUUUGUUGUAAUUCAACAUCACGUGUUAUACCUGCUAUUCGAAGUCGAUGUUUAGCUAUUCGUGUAGCUGCACCAACUUUAGAUGAAAUUAGUGGAAUUUUAAAAAAAGUUGCAACACUGGAAGGUAUUCAAUUACCAGUUGAUUUAGCAAAUCGUAUUGGUGAAAAAAGUCAACGAAAUCUUCGUCGAGCUUUACUUAUGCUUCAAUCAUGUGUUACACAAAAAGUUCCAUUAACUAAAGAUCAACAAAUAAUUGAACCUGAUUGGGAAAUAUAUUUACGUGAUACAGCUCGAAUGAUUGGUGAACAACAAACACCUCAACGAAUUUUGGAAGCACGUGAACGUCUUUAUGAACUUAUUGCACAUUGUAUUCCAGCAGAAAUUAUAUUUAAAGGUUUACUUGAUGAAUUAUUAGCUAAUUGUGAUGAUUUAUUAAAAUCUCAAAUAACUCAAAUAGCAGCUGAAUAUGAACAUCGUCUUCGACAAGGUUCAAAAGAAAUCUUUCAUCUUGAAGCAUUUAUAGCUAAAUUUAUCCUUCUCUUAGUAUGCGGUAUUGCUUUUGCUCUUCCCAGUCGGGAAAAUACACUUUUCGAACGAAUGAGAAUUUUAGGCCCACUCGCUCCUACGAAUAGUCGUGUAAGUUUUACAUGUUCGGCAUUAGCUCCAUCACCAACGGUUCCUACUUCAGUUCACGCUUUACGACCAGCUGAUAUUCAACAUAUCGGUGCUAUCGGUGACAGUUUGACUGCAGCUAAUGGUGCCAAAGCAAGUACAAUUAUUGGUCUUCUCAUCGAAUACCGUGGUGUUUCAUGGAGCAUCGGUGGUGAUUCUGAUCUUACGAAAGUUGUUACUUUAGCAAAUAUUAUGAAAAAAUUUAAUACGAAUCUUAACGGUUUCUCAACCGGUACUGGUAAUCACAAUGCAUCAAAUGCUCUUUUCAAUCUUGCUAAACCAGGUGCUAUUUCAGCUGAUAUGCCAAAUCAAGCUAAUAUGUUAAUUGAUCGAAUGAUUGGAAAAUUAGGCACUAGUAGAUUCAAUUCAGAAUGGAAAUUAGUAACAUUUUUCAUCGGCGGUAAUGAUCUUUGCUCCUAUUGCGAAGAUACUAAUCGUUAUAGUACAGCAGCUUAUAAAAAUAAUAUUAAAACAACACUUGAUAUAUUACAUAGUAGAAUGCCACGUACUCUUGUUAAUUUUGUUACUGUUCUUAAUGUUGCUGAACUUGAAGAUUUACAUGAAGGUGCUGUCUGCAAAAAUAUGCAAGUAUUUUUAUGUGACUGUGCUGUUAAACCUGAAACACGUGAAAUAGUUCGUGUUGCUAAUAUUGCAUAUCAAAGAGCAACAAAUGAAUUGGUUGAUUCGGGUAUUUAUGAUACAAGAAAUGAUUUUACUGUUGUUCGUCAACCAUUUAUGGAACAUAUGCAAGUUCCUGCAACAUCUGAUGGCAAACCGGAUUUUUCAUAUUUCGCACCCGACUGUUUUCAUUUCAGUUCAAAAGGUCAUGAAGCUGCUGCUGUUGAACUUUGGAAUAAUAUGAUGGAAAAAGUUGGCCAAAAGACAACUCUAUGGAAUUUAGCAGAUACACUCAAAUGUCCAUCUACAGGCAAUGGAUACAUCUAUACAUCGAAAAACAGCUAA